This is a messenger RNA of Parastagonospora nodorum SN15, 1395 nucleotides long. RefSeq lists its product as hypothetical. The transcript has 2 exons. The record is from RefSeq and is a predicted model, not a curated record. Gene Ontology annotation, cellular component: cytoplasm. The coding region runs from base 1 to 1395 and encodes 464 amino acids. Lineage: Eukaryota; Fungi; Ascomycota; Dothideomycetes; Pleosporales; Phaeosphaeriaceae. Gene Ontology annotation, molecular function: sphingomyelin phosphodiesterase activity.
AUGGUUUCAGAGCAGCCUCCCUCGAGCAUCAGGAUCCUAUCGCUCAACUGCUGGGGCCUCAAGUACAUAGCAACACUCCGCAACGAGCGCCUCACUGAAAUCGCAAACCAAAUUGCCGCUGCGGACCCCCGACCAGACAUUGUCGGUCUGCAAGAGUGCUGGACACAGCAGGACUACAACGUCAUAAGAGAGAAGACCAAUAGCUUCCUUCCGUAUGGAAAGUUCUACCACAGCGGCAUAUUUGGCGGAGGACUGGCGAUCCUGUCAAAAUGGCCGCUUGAAGAGAGCAACAUGGUGCGGUAUCCGCUGAACGGACGACCUGCAGCCUUCUACCGCGGAGACUGGUUCGUAGGAAAGGGCGUGGCAUGUGCAAGGAUACGCAUAGGACCUGGCCGGAGAGACAUUGCUGAGGUCUUUUGCACUCAUCUCCACGCCCCCUACGAAACUGAACCCCACGACUCGUACAUAUGCCACCGCACCGCCCAAGCCUGGGAAAUCACAAAACUUAUGCGCGGCGCUGCCGAGCGUGGCCACCUUGUCAUCGGCCUGGGCGACUUCAACAUGGUCCCUCUCUCGCUCGCCCACCGCAUAAUAGAAACACACUCACCCGUCCGCGACGUCUGGCGCAUCCUCCACCCCGACUCUUCCCUCGGCGCCGCAAAAGACAAAGUCGAAAAAGCCCGCGGCAAUCCCAUCCCUACCGCAAACUUCAACCUGACCGUCAACGGCGCAACAUGCGACUCCGAACUCAACACCUGGCGCUGGAACAAAGCGCAUAAGAAGCGCCUCGCAAAAGGAGAAAAUGUCCAAAUCGACCCUACAGUAGCGGACCCAAAUGCCAAACGCCUCGACUACAUCUUCUUCUCCUCCGCCCGCUACCACGGCGCAGACACACCAGAAUGGCAACUCAGCGCCGCAAACGUCGGCAUGACCAUGCGCCACCCUACACUCCACUGCUCGCUCAGCGACCACUUCUCCGUAGAAGCCACCUUGACGCGAAACAGCACCAGUGCCCCAGACAUCCACGCCUCCCCCCUCGCCCCCGAGGAAACAUACCUCCCAAUAGAAACCUACGACGAGAUUCUUGCCACCACGCUGAAAUACCAAGUCCGCGAGCGCGUCCAGCGCAAACUGCGCAUCGGGCAUUUCUUCUUCCAGCUGUCCCUCUCCAUAGGCUGUUUGGUCGGCGUGUGGUGGAGUCCGCGAAAUUACGUCGCGUUCUUGCUCAUGCUGUUGAGUUCGGUGGGGCUGAGUGUGGGCGUUAUUGAUGGGCUUAUGGGGCUGUUGUUUGUCGGGAGUGAAAUGAGGGCGCUCAGGGAGUUUGAGUGGGAGGUGAGGAAUGCGAGGGAAAGGGCCGUUGUGAGGGGUGGGGGGUCCAAGUAUGGGACGACGUGA